AUGGUUACAUAUGCUGGGAAGCUGGUGCUUGCUCCUAUGGUACGAGCAGGGGAAUUACCUACAAGACUAUUAGCAUUAAAACAUGGGGCUGAUCUUGUUUGGUCACCAGAAAUAGUAGAUAAAAAGUUAAUCCAAUGCCAAAAAGAAACUAAUACGAAAUUGAACACUAUUGAUUUUGUUAUCCCAUCUUCUAAUGAUAAGAAACCAUCUACAGUCGUCUUUAGAACUUAUCCAAAGUUAGAGAAAAAUAAAUUGAUUUUUCAAAUGGGUACUUCAGAUCCAACUCUUGCUGUAGAAGCAGCUAAAAUAGUUAUAAAUGAAGUUGAUGGUAUUGAUAUUAAUGCAGGCUGCCCCAAACAUUUUUCUAUCCAUUCAGGAAUGGGUGCAGCUCUAUUGAAAACACCAGAAAAAUUAUGUUCUAUAUUAAGUGAAUUAGUUGAAAAAGUUGGUAAACCAUAUAAUAAACCAAUCAGUGUGAAGAUUAGAAUAUUAGAAGAUGAACAAUCCACUAUUGAAUUAGUUGAAAAAAUUUGUCAAACUGGGAUAGCUAAUCUUACUGUUCAUUGUCGUACAACUCCUAUGCGUAAUAGAGAAGCACCAAUUAGAGAUUAUUUACAGACAAUAAAUAAAAUUUGUAAAAAAAACAAUGUAUCACUAAUAAUGAAUGGUGCUAUAUCUAAUAGAACUCAUUUUGAAAAUCUUCGUCAAGAGCUAGGAUUUGGUAAUGAAUUAGGUGGUAUGAUUGCAGAAAAUGCCGAAUCUAACCCAUCAGUUUUCAAUGAAACUCCAUUACCAUGGUUUUUAACAUGUAAAGAAUAUCUUUCCAUUGCAGAACAGUUUGAUAAUCAUGUAGGCAAUACAAAAUAUAUGUUGACUAGAAUUGUUCCUGGUAAAUCUAAAUUUUUCCAAUUAUUUACACGAUGCAAGACAUCUAAAGAGAUUAAUUAUGUUAAAGAACAAAUCGAUGAUAAAGGUGAAUUAAUAAAUGAUCCUACUGAUUAUUUAGAAGAAUGUCGAAAAGAGGAAAAAAAUUAA
This is a messenger RNA of Henningerozyma blattae CBS 6284, 1035 nucleotides long. It is a transcript of the gene SMM1, whose product is annotated as tRNA-dihydrouridine(20) synthase (NAD(+)). The coding region runs from base 1 to 1035 and encodes 344 amino acids. The record is from RefSeq and is a predicted model, not a curated record. Gene Ontology annotation, biological process: tRNA dihydrouridine synthesis. Gene Ontology annotation, molecular function: tRNA dihydrouridine synthase activity; flavin adenine dinucleotide binding. NCBI's taxonomy places the organism in Eukaryota, Fungi, Ascomycota, Saccharomycetes, Saccharomycetales, Saccharomycetaceae. Gene Ontology annotation, cellular component: cytoplasm. The transcript has a single exon.